CUCCAGCAAAGGAGAAGGAGUAAAACCCGGCAGACUAGGUCGCGGGAGCGAUUCUCCCUUCUGCAGGAGCAGGCCAAAUGCCUCCACCACCUCCGCGAGCUCCAGACGCCACCCAGGACAUGGGAUCGGAGCUUAGGACUCCGGCCGUGGUGGCCUCCGAUGUACGCAUCCCAGUCACUCCCCAGGAUUUGGAGAAGAUCCCAGAGGCCUUCCGGGGAACGGUGUAUGAGUCGGUGAACUACGCCGUCAGCCAUAUAUACAAAUUCACCGAGAAGGAGCUCCGGGCCAUUGAGACAAUGAGCCCGGUUGGCGUAAUGGAGUCUUCAAUGGGCAUGACCUUAACGGGCGUUGUCGCUCUUCACCGAAGCAUCGUCAGGGCCAAAACUCAGCUCGAGGAUAUGAGGACCGAGCACCAGGCCUCUCUUCAGGAGGCUAAGGCGACUAAAGAUGCCUUGGCGACCUCGAAGGCCGAGUUGGAGAAGACACGCUUAAAGGUCCAAGAGCUCGAGACCUCCCUUGCCACCUCGCGGACAGACCUCGAGGCCGCGAAGACUGAGAUCCAGGCCGCCCUGGAGGCCGAACGGACCACUUCGGAGCAGUCCAUGGAAGAUCUGUUCUACCACUGCUGGGCCUACAAUCCGAAGGCUGACUUUUCCUUCAUGUCACCGAGUCUCUGGGCGUGCUUGCUGGUUGAUAACUCUACAAAAUAG
Molecule: messenger RNA, 710 nt
Organism: Humulus lupulus (European hop)
Lineage: Eukaryota; Viridiplantae; Streptophyta; Magnoliopsida; Rosales; Cannabaceae
Exons: 2
Coding region: 78-710 (210 amino acids)
Source: RefSeq, a predicted model, not a curated record